This is a messenger RNA of Gigantopelta aegis, 2130 nucleotides long. RefSeq names its product transmembrane protease serine 9-like. The record is from RefSeq and is a predicted model, not a curated record. Gene Ontology annotation, biological process: proteolysis. Gene Ontology annotation, molecular function: serine-type endopeptidase activity. The transcript has 16 exons. NCBI's taxonomy places the organism in Eukaryota, Metazoa, Mollusca, Gastropoda, Neomphalida, Peltospiridae. Bases 1 to 2130 code for a protein of 709 amino acids.
AUGGCUUCCUUGACUGGUUCUCUUGGUGUCCUCUUCGCCUUCCUGUGCUGCGCUUCUGCUCUCUCGGUGCCAUCUUUUUGCAACGCGUGCCAGAUCGAUGUCCGAAAUCGUUACUGUAUGUACUGCUGUGCUAUGUACUCGUGCUGUGGGACAGGCACUCCAAAAGAGGAAUGUGACAUAAUUCAAUGUGGAUGUAAUCCUGCUGGAACUGAGGAUCCAACGGAGUCACCCACCACAACCCCAGAACCGACUACAACCCCGAAACCGCGAGAUUGUGCCAUGCCGCUCGUAUCGUCGCGUAUUCUCGGAGGAAGUGACGUUGACGUGUGUGACAGACCGUGGAUGGUGCAUUUUACAGCCGACAUGUCAGGUUCUAUUCCAACUAUGCCAGGCGAGCCAGCCCCCGAAGGCCUUGACAAAAUCCCAUCGUGCUCGGGGGUUCUUGUUGAUGCCACUACAAUACUGACGACAAAAACUUGCUACGAUCAAUUCAUUACUAUUAUAGACAUCCCGAAGGUAGAGGUGUAUGCUCAGUUUGCUGAUUCUGUCAGAGAUCUGGCAACAAGGCGAGGAGUUAGAAAGGAAGACAUUGAAGUGAAAGGUGACAUUGUUUUCAUCAACAUAACGAGAGUUCCCGUGGACAAAGACUUUUGCAUAUACCCGGUGUGUCUGCCCGAUAACACCACUGUCUUCAGCGAAGAAGAAACCCGAAAUUGCAGGGUGGCGUCGUGGGGAUUUCAAGAAUCUAAUUCAACAUCUUCGCCUGAAAAACUGCACGAGGCAGAAAUUUCGUUGAUGUCUUCCAACUGCUGCAGCGGACUGAUACCAAUACUGGAUCAGCUGGACAUAACCAUCCCCGCUCCAGAAAAUAUGGGAUUCAUAUGCUCCAAUCCAAAAACUGCCACGACGUCAACUUGUGAGUUCGACCAGGGCGGGAUGCUGAUGUGUCAGGACCAGAUGAACAACUGGCUGCUGGCUGGGAUUGCGUACGGGACUCCCUGCGACCCCAAGAAACCGAGCACGUUUGUGGACAUCACCAAGAACUUGGAGAUCAUCAACUCCAAGAUUACACCACAGAGGCGGAUGCGAGAUGUUCCUAGAGAUGUAGCAGAGUUUAAAAAGGGAACCUUCAGUAUUCAGAGCUGGAAUGCUAUGUGUAUAAAAGUAUUCAAAAGCAGAUGUGAGACCAAUGUCUGGGAUCCAUACUGCCAAUAUUGCUGUGCGGUUUACAAAUGUUGUGGAACAGAUGUCCCAAUGCAAGAAUGUUCUAGCUUCAAGUGUGGGUGUACACAACAACAACCACCACCACCAAGUCCGACUCCAAAACCGACAAUGACAACAACUCCAAAAUCACGAGAGUGCAAACUGCCUAAAACAACGACACGCAUUCUGGGCGGACAUAGCGUCGAUGUAUGCGACAGACCGUGGAUGGUGCACUUCGUAGACAGAAAUGUUCCAUUUCCAUUGUGUUCUGGUGUCCUGAUUAGUGAAAAACACAUUCUUACCUCAAACAAAUGUGCUGUAUAUUUAACAGUCCCAGCGACAAGUUCAGAUGUUGUCGCUCGAUUUGCCGAUUCUGAAAACUUCAAACAACUAGACAGACAAGUAGUUCGUAAUAAUGUUAUCGUGAAAGGCGACAUUGCAGUUGUGACUUUAAAUACUAGAGUACCACUGGACAAAGACGAUUUCUGUAUACAGUCGGUGUGUCUGCCUGAUGAAACGGCGGUCUUCGCUGACAAUUCCAAACAGAAAUGCAAGAUGGCGUCGUGGGGAAUGACAACUUCGGACCCUCAAUCAUAUUUGACGCCUAAAGCCCUCCAAGAGGCCGAAGUAACCUUGAUGCCUUCUGACGUGUGCAGACAUUUGAUUCCCAUACUCAACCAUUACAUCACUCCACAGAUUGACGUUCCUUCAGACGGUGUAAUUUGUACUGAUCCAAAAGAUGCUUUAAUUUCAACUUGUGAGAUGGACCAAGGUGGCAUGCUACUAUGCCAGGACCAGGCUGAUGCGAGUGGAAGUAACUGGGUAUUGGCAGGAGUCACCUUUGGAACACCUUGUGAUCCAAAUGCCCCUAGUACCUUUAUCGACGUCAGGAAGAACCUUGAUGCCAUCAAAACUUUUCUCCCAUAA